UUAUUGUGUAUUUUCAGGUGAUGUGAUAAGGGAUCUGUUCAGGUACCAGCAUGCUUCACUCACUCCACUCCUGAUGCAUUCUGGGAAACACCAUCCACUGCAACCAGCCCCUCACAUGAACAAAUCAACAUCACCUAGUUCAUACCAGAGACAAAAUAGAAAAGUAAAAAAUAAGGUCCAGUGUACAUUGUGCCUAAAGGCCUUCAGGAGCCAGGCUCACCUUUCUAUUCAUAUGAAUUCACACACUGGGGAUAAACCAUUUAAAUGCAAUAUUUGUUUCUGUGCCUUUGGACAUCCAUUUGCAUUGACGAGGCAUAAUAGAAAAUUUCAUGCAUCAACUUCUGCCACACAAAUGUCUUUACCUCAGUAAUCUUUGUUAUAAAUUUUCCAUUAAAAAACAUGUAGAAAUUUAUUUUAACAGCUGGACCCAGAUGUCAUUUUUAUGAAAUAUAUACAUCAAACAAGUUAAUUGUUGCUUGCUUUAAACCAAGACAAAAUGUCAAGUUUAAACGUUGGCAUAUAAUAAGCAAGUGGUAUACGGCACACAUAAAGCACUGAGCCUGAUGCUUGAAUAAUUUUCGCACAUGGAAAAUAAUUAUAAAAAAGGAAAAAGAAUUCAACUGCAGGCAUGCAGGGUAUUGACAUCUUGCAAUUCCAAUCAAGAUGGCUGUUCUGAAAAUGUACAUUCAUCCUUUCAAUCUUAUUAUCCUACCGAACCAAGUUCAAGGGGAUAGAGAAAAACCGUCCCUCUUACUCAAAUACCAGGUGACAGAUUUCAUUCAAGUUUUAUAGGCUUAUGCC
Messenger RNA from Owenia fusiformis, 801 nucleotides. The record is from the annotation of a GenBank genome assembly. NCBI's taxonomy places the organism in Eukaryota, Metazoa, Annelida, Polychaeta, Sabellida, Oweniidae.